AGUCUACUUUGUGAGACUCGGCCGUAUGGUCGCCUCCGACGACGGGCGCGAAAACGGCCAACUUUGAACGUUCCAUUGCAAAACGAAUCUAUAAUAAAAAUAAUCCUAUGGCAAAUCUAUUUUAGGAAGUAUAGACAAAGUUAGCAUAACAUUUUUGUCAAUGGAUUAUGUGUUGCAAUAAAAAUUAAUAUAUAUUUUUUUUUACGGUCUGUUUAAUUUUUGUCUUGAUAAAGCUUUAUUUCGGGACACAGUGUGAAAUAUAAAGUUUGUAAAGUUGAAUGAUUUAUGAUGUCGACGCGACGGUGUGGAAAAUUUUAAUUCCGUUUGAUUGUCGUCUUUCGAAUAUCUAAUUGCUUGGCACUUCUCCUGUGGUUAUUUUGAGAUGUACUCAGAGAGAGGGGGCGGGAUGUGGGACCUAUUUAUACAAUCGUCUUGAUAUUGCUCAUGAAUUGGAUGAUAUAAAAUGAAUACAUCUCUGAAUUCAGUUCUUCCAACAGAGGAUACAAAUGCUACAAACAGUGACUACACUCCAUACAGCGACCGCAUUGAAACCUACCUCGUGCCCAUAAUAUUUGCUAUUAUAUUUAUUGUAGGAGUAUUGGGAAAUGGUACCCUGGUUGUUGUGUAUGUGAGACACAGAGGCAUGAGAAAUGCUCCAAAUACAUACAUUUUUUCCCUCGCACUAGCCGACCUGCUCGUAAUUUUGAUUUGCGUGCCUUUUGUGUCGGUCAUAUACACACUUGAGUCAUGGCCGUGGGGUGAGGCCAUUUGCAGGAUAUCGGAGACUGGGAAAGAUAUAAGUAUUGGAGUUUCAGUGUUCACAUUGACUGCGCUAUCAGCGGAACGUUACUGCGCCAUUGUCAACCCCUUCAGAAAACUUCAGCUUCGUAAGCUACCUCUAGUAUGUGCUACAAUUAUAUGGGUGGCUGCACUCAUCUUCGCAGCCCCGGCCGCUCUUUUUUCUAAUAUCUCAACUGAAGAAAUAGACGACAAUGUAUCUAUUGUUUACUGUUCUCCAUACCCGGCUACGUGGAAGAAUUAUUCCAAAUGGAUGACUUUGACAAAAGCUAUCGUUUAUUACGCUCUACCGCUUCUGGUGAUCGCAUCCUUCUAUUCGCUAAUGGCUCAACGGUUAUUGGCCAGUACUAAGGAGAUGCCGGGCGCUCUACACGGUGGACAGGGAGAAGCUCAAGCUAAGGCAAGGAAAUCUGUGGCCUGUAUGGUCUUGAUUUUUGUUAUUGUAUUUUUUAUUUGUUUCCUGCCAUAUCACGCAUUGGAACUGUGGUGGUAUCUUUCUCCGACAGCUCAAAACGACUAUAAUGAUUGGACACACGCUCUGAGAAUAAUCGCAUUUUGUUUAAGUUUUCUGAACUCCUGCGUUAACCCGGUCGCGCUUUACUGCGUGAGCGGUGUCUUCAGGCAACACUUCAACCGUUAUCUUUGUUGCCGCCGCAGCGCCCUGCAUCCUACUUGCAGUUCUAGAUUGUCACGGACAGCUAUAUGCGAGACCUCCUUUAGAAGCACCCAACGCCAUCGUUGUAGGAACCCAACAGAAAGUGUGGUGAUAUCAAACUACGACUACGGUAGCACGAAGAAGAAAAACAACAUCAUAUCAAGAAAUAGUGCUGACGGUGUGACUAUCAUGACAAUAAGAGACACGAACGACUUCAUUACUGACAUAAAUGAAAAAUCUGUUGAUAGAUAAACCGACGACUUAUUUCAUAAACCGACCUAAUUCAUAGCAAAACGUGUAUUUAAAAGGCCUAAGGUGAUUGUCUGAUCUAAAUAAUAAUACAAGAUUUUAGUAUUAAUAAACCUACGGUAGAUUUAAUACCAAAUCAAUUGUAAAUAAGCUUGUUUGUAAGUAACAUAUCAUACAAUGAACGUUCUAUAUAUAUUUUUCCAAUAAAAAAGAUAUAAUAUGUUAAGUCUAUAUAUAUAUAUAUAUUUGAAUAGUUGAUAUAAUUUAUUGAGGCUUAAACAGUGUCUAUGUUAUCAUGUCCUUAAAACUAACGUAAAAACAUUUCAUAAACCUGGCUAAAUAAAUUGGUUCUUGACAUUUUAAUUUAUACUGUGCUUAGUAAAUAAGUUAGGGAUUCCAAAUUAAAAGACAAUUGAAUUAUUCAUAAAUUAUGAAUUUGUCAAGAUGUACCAUACCUAGUAAUAAAGUAUAGUAAGUAUUUUAUUGAGUGGCUUUACUGAUUUACAUGCAUGGAGUAAUUGUAAGAAUAUUUAAAAAUUAUAUAGUUUUACUCGAACUUGUUACAAAAUGGCGUUUCGAUAUAAAUAUACACUAUGUAGUAAAAAAUUAUAAUUUAUUAAUAUUAAGCCUAAAUUAAAUGUACAUACCAUGUGGUUAUUGUGACCUUAAUUAUGUAUGUAUCGUGUUUUAAAUUAAUAGAUUAUAAAAUAUAAAUCAAUCCAAGUAACUAUCUAUAGGUAUUUUUUUUUAACAUUGUUCUAAAAUGCUUUAGAAGUUAUUGCAUUCUCUUAAAAAGUUAUAAUAUAAUUUGUGAAAAUGUAUUUUUUUUUUCAACUUUAAGAUUUAAAUUGUAAUUGUAAUUAAGAUCUGCUGAUCGGUUUAAAGAUUGUGUUAUAUAACUGUCAUAUUUGUAUAAAGUUUUGUUUGAAAUAAAUAUAUUAAUUUAUGGAAAA
Messenger RNA from Danaus plexippus (monarch butterfly), 2655 nucleotides. RefSeq names its product neuropeptide CCHamide-2 receptor-like (gene NGR-A14). The record is from RefSeq and is a predicted model, not a curated record. The transcript is spliced from 9 exons. Gene Ontology annotation, cellular component: membrane. Gene Ontology annotation, biological process: G protein-coupled receptor signaling pathway. Lineage: Eukaryota; Metazoa; Arthropoda; Insecta; Lepidoptera; Nymphalidae. The coding region runs from base 464 to 1705 and encodes 413 amino acids. Gene Ontology annotation, molecular function: G protein-coupled receptor activity.